Molecule: messenger RNA, 2063 nt
Organism: Arachis duranensis
Lineage: Eukaryota; Viridiplantae; Streptophyta; Magnoliopsida; Fabales; Fabaceae
Product: transcription factor PIF3-like
Exons: 5
Coding region: 482-841 (119 amino acids)
Biological process (GO): regulation of DNA-templated transcription
Molecular function (GO): DNA-binding transcription factor activity; protein dimerization activity
Source: RefSeq, a predicted model, not a curated record
GCUUGUUCACUACUUUAAUUCUUCUCUACUUUUGGCCAUGAGAAGCUCAUGGUUCUUUGUAGUCAGCUCAGCGUUGUAACUUGGAUUGAUUACUGUUAAUCCAAAGAUAUUUGAUCAAAUUAGAUUAGAUUUGAUCUGGUUCAAUGAUGUUUGUAGGUGUAGGUGUUGGACCACACCUUCUACAAGUGUGGAAGAGUAAGAGUGUGUCAACAAAAACAAGAAGCCAACUUAACUACUUUUUUAAGAGUGACCAAUGUUGUCAACAGAUGACUUGAAAUAAGACUAUUAUAGUUUUCCAAAACUAAAUUGAUUUUGAGCAGUUUCAACUUUUAGCUUGAGUUGGAUGUUCCUUAAAGAGAUGAGAUAAAUAUAAUAUAGCCAAAAGACUUAUAUUAUUAUGUAAUAUUCGGAUAAUUUUUUUAUUAAAUCUAUCCCACUUUCCUUUAUCACAACUGUGUGGCUUUGGACUUACUAGGCACAUAUGGCACUCCAUGACAUAGAUGCUGCAGUUGAAAGCUUUAAAAAUGCAUUGGUCUUAGAGCCAAAUGAUGAGAGAAUUUUGGGCAACCCAAACCAAAGUUUGAAGUUAAAAAGACAAGAAACUGAGAACUCUGAGUGCCACAGUGAAGAUAUUGAGGAAGAAUCAGUGGGUGUUAAAAAGGCAUGUCCAACACGAGGUGUUAAGAGAAGUCGUUCAGCCGAAGUACAUAAUCUAUCUGAAAGGAGGCGAAGAGACAGGAUCAAUGAGAAGAUGCGUGCAUUGCAAGAUCUCAUACCAAACUGCAAUAAGGUUUACUCUUCCAUUUUCACUUUUGUUAUGCAGACCAGAGAAUUUUCAUAAGCAUAAUAGAAUAUUUAUUAUCACUAAGAAUUUUAACUUGAAGCAAAAAUAUUAUAGAAUGACAGUAAUAGAUGUCAAUAUAUAACAUCUAUGUUGUUGUGCAUAACAAUAGCAAAAUAUUACUUCUCUAUCUAUGGGGUCAAAAGGAUGAACUUCAAUUUUUUUUUUUAUUUAGAACUAGUUAUACUUGUGCCAACCGAUGCAUAAUUCUUCUUCGCUUUUAAUAGGUUCGCUUAUUUAUACUUUCAAACCUUGAGCCAUAUUUGCUUCUCCUUGAGCCAAAAAUGCAACCAGAGAAACAGAGAAAUGAAACAAAGAGGCAGGAAGCAUGGCAAGUAUAUGGGGCCUUGUUGUGUGCUGUUGGCCAAUGUAUGCAUGAAAAGGCCAAAAUCUUCAGCAAUUUGCUCUCUCCUCCAACACGUGCUUCUUCUAGACCCAAAGCCAUGAUUGCUAUGUCAAGUAUGACUUCACUUUGCUACAAUGAGAUUUAUACUGGUGUUUCAAAAUAAUGCAUGUCCUUUCUUAAAUGGAUGAAUUUGAUAAAUUACUUUGUGUGCAUACCUUUCGAUGCAUCUUGUAUGCUUUGGUUUCCUCUCAUUUUAACUUUUCAAUUUUUAAUUCUUGAAAGAAAUACAAACUAAAGGGGGGUAAUUGCAGGGCUGAUAGUGGAAAAUAUUUUCUUCUUGAUAGAAGAUAAUGAACAAAUGUAUUGUAGGUAAAAAGAAAAUGCGACAGGUCAACCAAUCUAAUUUUAUUUUUUCUCUUUAUAUUAUUUGACUAGUUAUAUAUUGUUUCUAAUGACAUUUUUUCUUUGUUAUAAUUUCAAUUUAUAACAGCCGGCUUGAUAGAAAUUCCCUGACAGGAGAGGUUCCUACAAAUCUUUGUAAGAGAUGAGUUUGGAUAAUGAAGAUGGAGUGUUAGAGCAAGAAACAAAGAUGUUGGAGCAAGUUCCCGGGAUGAAAUUCACACAAGAGACCGAGAAAAUAAGGCAGGCUUGUUUUAAAGUUAAUUACAAAAGGAGGAAACUUUUGGCCUCCAAAUCUUAUUUAUCAUCACUUAGCUAAGCUACUUGUCUUGUAUAUUCAUAUUCUAUGUAGUAAAAACAGCACUUAUUAGAUGGUUUAAAUACAUUAUUAGAUAUUAACAUAGGUUAAGGAACUGGAUGGUAGAUUUGACUGAAUAGUGUUUAUUGUAAUGCUUGUAUUUUGGUAAGUUUAGUAAG